AUGGUAACGGCGAAGGUCAACGUACUUGACACUUACAGACAACCUGUCGAAUGUCGAGUGCUACUGGACACCGGAUCCACCACCAAUUUCAUCAAAGAGAGUUUAGCCAUCGCCCUCAACCUACCGCUUCAACCAUUCGCUGUAUCAAUAGGAGCAUUGAAUGACGCGAAUACCACCACCAGGUAUUUAGUCAUCGCCACAAUUCGCUCACGAACAACUGAGUAUGAAAGGACACUCAACUUCUUGACGAUCCCCAACAUCACUCAGGCUGUACCUGAUCAACCCCUUGAUCGUAGCGCCAUCAGGAUACCUGCCAACAUCAAGCUUGCUGAUCCUAACUUCCAUCAUCCAGCAUCAGUGGACAUGCUCCUUGGAUCUGGACCAACACUUUCACUCCUCUGCCAAGGCAAGGAAAAGCUCACGCCAGCAGAUCAACCAGAAUUAUAUCUUCAACAGACUUUGCUCGGCUGGGUAAUCGGAGGGAGCGCGCCAACAAUGCAGACAAUACGUCGACGCGUAUGCAACGUUAUCAGCACCUCCAACCUUGACUUCGAUCUCUCCAAGUUUUGGGCGAUUGAAGAAGCUGACGCCACUUCAUCUUCAACCAGUACUGAGUCUGAUUGCGAACGACACUUCCUGAAGAAUAUCAAACGCGACAACACUGGUAGAUACAUUGUUGCUUUGCCGUUCAACGGGAAGGAAUCUCUGAUCGGCGAGUCACGAUCACGAGCUUUCCGCCGCCUCAAAUCUCUGGAAAGAAGACUGGAUGGCAACGCAGACCUCAACACUCAAUAUCGUGCAGUCAUUCAAGAAUAUUUAGAUCUUGGUCAUCUCACGGAAGUGACUGGAGCAGAUUUAUCCAGCUUCGGAUAUUAUCUGCCACAUCAUGCUGUGAUCAAGGAAAGCAGCUUGACGACGAAAGUCCGUGUUGUCUUCGAUGGAUCAGCGAAGACCAGCACCGGAAUUUCUCUCAACGAGACUUUACAUGUCGGGCCCACAAUUCAGGACGACAUAUUUUCUCUUCUUCUAAGAUUCCGCCUUCACCCAUACGUGCUCACUGGGGACAUCGAGAAAAUGUAUAGGCAAGUUCUCGUACGCCCUGAAGACAGGAAAUUCCAACGAAUCCUAUGGCGCGAUGGGAAGGAACCACUCCAUAUCUUGCGAUUCGAUGUCUUCAUCAAUUGGCGAAAGAUGACGGCCAUCUACAUCCAGAAGCUGCACGAGUGCUCCNUUGCGAUUCGAUGUCUUCAUCAACUGGCGAAAGAUGACGGCCAUCUACAUCCAGAAGCUGCACGAGUGCUCCAACGUGAUCUGUAUGUCGAUGAUCUACUCACCGGAACACAGACUCGGGAAGAGGCUGUUCAUCUACGUGAAGAGUUGGACAAAUUGGUGAAGCUCGGAGGAUUCAACUUGAGACAAUGGGCCUCCAACGAUCCGUCCAUUCUGAACGAUUUAACACCGGAUAGUAUCAACCACAACCUUCAAAUUGGCGAUACUACAACAUUGAAGACUCUAGGAGUGCUCUGGAACUCAACAGCUAACAGCAUCACCUACACCGCCAAGGUAUCGUUGAGUGAGACAAUUACCAAACGGAUAGUUUUAUCUGAAACUGCCAAAAUCUUCGAUCCUCUUGGUCUCCUCUCACCAGUGGUCAUCGUGGCAAAGAUGAUCAUGCAGAAACUUUGGACUCUGAAGACAGGCUGGGAUACUCCACUCCCAUCUGACAUCCAGGAAGAGUGGCUCCAGUUUUAUGGACAACUCCAGCAGAUCAGCAUGGUGAUCUUUCCACGAUUCGUCCUUCAAGAGAAAUUGACAGAAAUUCAACUCCACGGAUUCAGUGACGCCAGUCAGGAUGCCUACGGAGCUUGUGUGUAUCUUCGUUCAAUUGGAAGCAACGGGGAGGUCAAAACUACGCUCCUAUGUGCCAAGUCUCGUGUUGCACCACUCAAGAAGCUCACGAUUCCAAGGCUUGAACUCUAUUCCACUAUUGUACUCCACUGGAUCCACACACCUGCACAUCAGCUGCAAAUCUUCGUCUCGAAUCGAGUGGCAGAUAUCCAAUCAAAAUCUGCACCAGACGAUUGGAGGCACGUGAGAACUCAUGACAAUCCAGCCGAUCUGGUGUCUCGCGGACAGCUCAUCAAGGACUUCAUUAUCUCCAAGAUCUGGUUUGAAGGUCCCGCAUGGCUCCAAGCAGAGGAAGACAGUUGGCCAGUUCUCGAUCUUCAAUUCUCCUCUCCUCCAGCUGAAAUCAAGGGAAGGUUCUGUCAUGUGGCUCAUGGUGGACCAGAAAGGCAUCCUCUGGAACGAUAUUCCUCAUUUUUUCAAUUGAAACGAGUGAUCGUAUUCUGUCUACGUUUCAGGAGUCACAAACAGGGCCCUCUCACAGCAGACGAGCUCGCAGCAGCUGAGAAGGGUAUCAUCUACUGGCUGCAAACAGAGACAUUCGGUCCCCUCAGACGUGCUCUUCAAGGUAUCGGAAGUAAGCAAGCCAAGAACCAGGAGUUGGCCACGGUGUCCAAGCUACAUCCAUUCCUGGACAAAGAUGGUUUUAUCAGGGUAGGAGGUAGACUGCGGAACGCCAUGAUCCCCUUCUCGCAGCGACAUCCUCUUAUCUUGCCCAAGUGUCAUCCACUAACAAAACUCAUCAUCAGGGAAGCCCACAUUUCUCAACUACAUACAGGUCCUCAAGCAAUCUUGUACUACAUCAGACAGAAGUAUUGGCCAUUGGAUGGUCGCAACUCUGUACGUCGCGAGAUUCAAAAAUGCAUCCGAUGUACCAGAUUGAAUCCACCGUCGGUCAACUACAUCAUGGGAAACUUGCCAGCAGCCCGAGUGAGAGAAUCUCGUCCAUUCGCCAACGUAGGCAUUGACUAUUGCGGUCCCUUUUUUAUCAAAGAAAAGAAGUUCCGCAAUCGAGGUCGUGUCAAGGUCUACGUUGCCGUCUUCACCUGUCUAGCAAUAAAGGCUGUUCAUCUAGAGGUUGUGAGUGAUCUCACUACUGAAGCAUUCCUGGCAGCACUGCGAAGAUUCAUCGCUAGGCGGGGAUGCUGCAAAAAUAUCUAUUCAGACAACGGUACAAACUUCGUCGGGGCCAACAAUGAGCUGAGGGAAAUCUACCAGUUCCUUCAGUCUGAAGAUCACCAGAAGACUCUUCAAUCAGCGUUGACGAACCAACAGAUCCAAUGGCAUUUCAUCCCUCCCCUAUCACCUCACUUUGGUGGUCUGUGGGAAGCUGCGGUGAAAUCCUUCAAGCAUCACCUGUAUCGCAUCAUCACCAACGAGCUUCUAACCUUUGAAGAGUUCAACACCUUGGUCAUCGAAAUCGAAGCCGUGCUGAACUCCCGACCUCUAACUCCGAUGUCUGCCGAUCCCAACGAUUUGCUGGUCCUAACACCUGGUCAUUUUUUGAUCGGGGAGCCCCUCACAAGCUCAAGAGAACGUGAUUUCGCCGACACUCCUAGCAACCGAUUGUCCACGUGGGAACACAUUCAAAAGUUAAAACAACACUUCUGGACUCGUUGGCAUCGGGAGUACAUAAGCGAUCUCAACCUGAGGUCCAAGUGGAGUCAAGGGGAGCACCACAUCAAGGAAGGCACAGUGGUCUUGCUAAAGGAAGACAACGUACCCGCACUCCAGUGGGCCUUAGGACGUGUCGUCAAGGUGCGGCCCGGAGCAGAUGGCAUCAUCCGUGCCGUCACAGUCAAAACGGCCAAGGGGCUUUUUGAUCGCAACGUCAAGAAGUUGGCUCCUUUACCAGUAAUAAACGCCGACACGGAACAAGUAGAUAGUUAA
Molecule: messenger RNA, 3795 nt
Organism: Diachasma alloeum
Lineage: Eukaryota; Metazoa; Arthropoda; Insecta; Hymenoptera; Braconidae
Exons: 3
Coding region: 1-3795 (1264 amino acids)
Biological process (GO): proteolysis; DNA integration
Molecular function (GO): nucleic acid binding; aspartic-type endopeptidase activity
Source: RefSeq, a predicted model, not a curated record